This is a messenger RNA of Zeugodacus cucurbitae (melon fly), 1451 nucleotides long. RefSeq lists its product as uncharacterized. The coding region runs from base 147 to 1139 and encodes 330 amino acids. The transcript has 3 exons. The record is from RefSeq and is a predicted model, not a curated record. NCBI's taxonomy places the organism in Eukaryota, Metazoa, Arthropoda, Insecta, Diptera, Tephritidae.
GACUUCGGGUUUCAACACAAUCUGUCACUUACAAAUUAAACGCACGAAAAAUUUGUGUAAAAACGUUUGCACUCAAUCAAAUUUAUAUUUGUAUUGCUAAAACUUUUUAUUUCUGAAUUUCCGAUCAAAAUUCCAAAGACGUCAAAAUGUUUUCCUCAAUUAAUUUUCUAUUUCUGAUAUCGCUAGCGGUCACCACGUGGAUCAUACUCUGCUAUUUCAAGCAAAUCGAACAGCAACGCGAGGACCCCAUGACCGUAGAGGUCCACAUGAACAACGCAUUCGAGGAAACCAUGCGGGCGAAAGCCUGUUUCGAGAAUUACGACAUUUAUUUGAACUUUCUCGCCAUCUUUGCGUGCAUUUACGCGCUGGCAAAGGUGGCAACAUUCGCCGAGAAUUAUGUGGCCCAACAGGUGCACGCCCGUUUCAAACUAGCGAAACUGCCGAACGCCAGGCCUGUGCAGCCAACCACCGUGGAGGAGUUUCGCAACCAGCACGCGCAACUCAACAUGCAAAUCGAUAACUUAGAGAAGGAGAACGCCAAAUUGGCGCAGAAAGUGAAGCACCUCGAGCAGAGUAACUUUCUUUUGAGAGUGAAACAGCUCAAGAGUGGCGCCGCAACAACUAGCACCGUUUGUAUGCUUGCCGACGCCGGCAAUAUUCAAAUGCCGCAGGAGAAUAACAAGACCACUUCGAAUGGCAUGCUGCAUGCGUUCGGCUCUAACGGCGCGGGCAAUGUUGUCGUGGGUGGCGUCGGUGUUGCCUGCAAUCAGAAGGAAGUCGUGAAUGGUGAUGGUGCUGUGGAAGGAAAGGAAAGGAACAGCGGUCCAUGUUUUGCUGCAACUGGAGGUGUCUUCUGCUAUCGGAAUGUAAUCAUACAGGAUGAUCACUCUCAGCGGACACGUCAGGUAUAUGUGAAUGAGGGCAAUGUAAAAUUGCAAUUUCAAGACUUUAACCAAGAAGGUGACAACAUCACGCAGAUCUGGCAGAAAUAUUUGGAAAUGCAAAAAUAUGCGAUACAAAAGCCGGCCGCGUCUCAUUGUGCAACGGAAGUGGCAAAUGCUGUGCCUAUUGUUGUAUCCACCGAAGAGCUACAAACGAUGCAAGGAUGCAUUUUGACAAAUUCAAAUAAUAUGGAAUAAUGAAAAAUUGAAUCGUCAGCGGCAUUUUUUAUUUCUGUGAAAAAACUCUUACUGUAUUAUGUGUUAUGCAAAAGAUUUGCGUCAUAUUCAUAAUUAUGUCAGAGCUUUGUUCCAAAAGUCAAGGCACUAACUGAAUCCAGCGAAGGUAUUGUCGUCAUUGUCAUCUGGUUCUAAACUGGACUUCAACCGUUCAAAUUCGUUGUCCAAAAAAAUUGUUGUUAUUCGUGUUUUUGAAUAUUUUUAUAAAAUGUUUUUAAAAAAAAUGUAAAUUUUUAUGUGAAAAUACAUUGUAUGUAUAUGUUUGUAAGCACA